UUUGCUUGCCUCCCUCUAAUUGCUUUGUCAUGAGUUAGUGUUUUCUUUUGCUCUGAUCUCCUCAUCUCCCUGUGUGUUGGUUUUUUUUUGCUCCUAGAUUUCUAAAUAAUGUAUCUGAAGUUUAGUAAUGAAAGUUUAGUAAUGAAUCAUCUUGGUUUCUGCCGUGAAGGAUGGCUUUUUUCAUCCUGAAGAGGACUGCCUCCUGCUCAUGAAACUUAUAUAACAGUUACAAUAGGUGACUUAGUAAUUUAUUAGCUAGGUCUUUGGCUUUUAAUCAAAAAGCGUGUUGUUUAAGUUCCUUUACACUCUGCACAAUUCAAGGCUGAAGUGGCAAUAACAACUCUAGUCCAAGAUGCCAAACUUUGAUGAGAUUUUAGAGCAUAUAGGGGAGUUUGAUCUGUUCCAGAAAAGAACAUUUCUCCUCAUUUCCCUCCUCUCAGCUGCCUCUGCUCCAGUUUAUAUUGGAGUUGUUUUUCUAGGCUUUAUACCAGAGCACCGUUGUCUGAAUCCUGGAGUAGCUGAGUUAAGACGCAGGUGUGGCUGGACUCUUGAAGAGGAAUUGAAUUAUACUGUUCCAAAGGGAGAAGCUUUCAUACAGCAAUGCAUGAGAUACGAUGUGGAUUGGAAUGCAACUGAACUAAGCUGUACAGACCCAUUGGGAAACUUUAGCCAUCUGAAUGGCAGCAUCCCUCUCACCACUUGCCAAGAAGGUUGGCUAUACGAUUCUUCAAUACAGUCCAUUGUGAGUGAGUUUGACUUGGUGUGUAAAUACUCCUGGAAGCUAGAUGUGUUUCAGGCAUGUGUGAAUGUUGGAUUUUGCCUUGGGUCUAUAUAUGUUGGCUACGUAGCAGACAGGUUUGGCCGUAAGACAAGCAUCUUGAUUACCACCCUGGUAACUUCUAUCACAGGAGUCUUGGUGGCUGUAGCACCAAACUACAUAUGGACUGUCAUAUUCCGCUUCAUGCAAGGACUCGUUGGCAAGGGCAGCUGGACAGCAGGCUACAUCCUUAUCACAGAAAUUGUUGGUGCAAGCUACCGGAGGACUGUGGCCAUUCUCUCUCAAACUGCAUUUGCUGUUGGUCUCCUGAUCCUCGAUGCUUUGGCUUAUGCAAUUCCCCAUUGGCGGUGGCUUCAACUUGCCGUUACUCUGCCAACCUUUCUGCUUUUGUUCUAUUACUGGUGCCUUCCUGAAUCUCCUAGAUGGCUGCUUUCUCGAGGACAGAAUGGCAAAGCUAUGGAAAUUGUGGGUGAUAUUGCCAAAACGAACAGGAAACCGUUACCUCCCGAUUUUGAGAUUAUGUCGACUUCGGAGAAGGAAGAAGAGUUGAAGGAGAGCGCCAUGAAGUCUCUAAGAAAGACAGAGACUCUGCUGUGUGGCUCAAACCAUUCCCUGCAGACAAAGCAAAGACUACAAUCAAAAUAUCAGGAAGAGUGCAGCUGUAGUAUCGAUCUUGAAGAGGACAAUGAAAAAGAUACAAAACAGAGUCCUUCUGUGAUGGAUCUUGUGAGAACACCGCAGAUGAGGAAAUACACACUUAUUUUAAUGUAUAACUGGUUCACAAGCGCCAUAACAUACCAAGGACUAAUCAUGCACGUGGGAAUUUCUGGAGACAACGUCUACCUGGAUUUUUUGUACUCCUCCAUUGUUGAAUUACCAGCAGCUGCUAUCCUUGUACUCACAAUAGAGCGAGUGGGUCGCCGCUAUCCCUGGGCUAUAGCCCAUCUGAUGGCAGGCAUUGCUUGCCUCGUUACAGCUUUUGCCCCAGAAGAUAUGCAUUGGUUAAUGAUCACUGCAGCUAGCCUGGGGAAACUGGGAAUUACAAUGGCUUUUGAAAUGGUGUGUUUUGUAAAUACUGAAUUGUAUCCCACAUUUCUCAGAAACUUAGGAGUGAUGGUCUGUUCCUCUUUGUGUGACUUGGGUGGAAUAAUAUCCCCAUUUGUUGUAUACAGACUGGCAGAGAUCUGGCAUCAACUACCUCUUUUAGUCUUCACUGCAGUUAGUUUAAUUGCUGCUGGAUCAGUGCUACUUCUACCUGAGACCAAAGGAAGAAACUUGCCUGACACCAUUGAGGAUGUAGAAAACUUCCAUCGAUACCAUGCUAAACAGCUCAAUUGAAAAUAGUCAAUUGGAUGUGUCUUCUUUCAGCUGACUACAAAUGGUACUUAGGCAAGCAGUGAAAACACUCACUUUAUGGGGAAAGAGCCCUGAUGAACUAUACAUACUUUUAGAAAUAAACUAGCUAGAGCUUUAAAAUGUCUGCUCAGUUCACACAGGAAACAUGUCACACACAUAUAAUCUAUCUCCCUUGUCCCAUCUAAUCUGAACAUAUUCCCCCUUCCCCAGUUCUGUCACCUCAAAAAGAAAUGGCUAUUAAAACAGAACUGAUAAAGUACUGGAUGAUUAAAUGGGCACAAAAUGUCAGACACAACAUAGAAUUAGAUAAAUGGGGAAAAUGUGGACUAUUCGUUUAAAGAAAAAUUGCUGCUACAUUCUUAGAGAUUUUUUAAAUAAAAUGAAUGGGUGGUUUGACCCCAGGAAAACUAAAAUGUAUAAGGGAAGAAACAACAAAUGCUGGCAAUGUAAAGAACAGGAAGGAAUUUUCUUCCACAUGUGGUGUUCCUGUAAAAAAGCAAGAGAAUUCUAGGGCAAAAUACAAAAAACGCUGCAAUAAAGUUUUUAUUCAAAGAUACAAUUGGAGCCCAAAUUAUUUUAUUGGGAAUGUCAAAUAACCAAACAAAAUUCACUAAACUAUAAAGUAUUACACUACAUGGCCGUAGCAGCAAGAAUAUGUACAGUUCUUGAAGAAGGCAGACCUCCCAACAAUAGAAGAAAGAAUAGUCUUUAAAAUAGCAGAAAUUGAUAAAUUAGCAAUGAUGAAAAAAGAAAAAAAAACUUUAUCAAGGGCUGGGAACCAUUUCUAAACUAUGUAAGAAAUAAGAAAGAAGGAAAAGUUUUUAUAGAAUGCUUCAAAAUUUAACCUGUUAGAAUCUAUGUAGGCAAUUUAUAAAUAGUGAUGGGAAGCCACUAAAUUGAGAGAGGUGGGAGGAGAGGAGAGCAUAACCAAACAUAAAUAUUGUAUAGAUGUUCGAAAGUAUUGUAUCGGUUCUUGCAUAUAUACAUGAUUUGUUUAAUUGUUUUUUAUGAAUAUGUAAAUUGAA
Anolis sagrei ordinatus is the source of this 3159-nucleotide messenger RNA. RefSeq names its product solute carrier family 22 member 2-like. Lineage: Eukaryota; Metazoa; Chordata; Lepidosauria; Squamata; Anolidae. The record is from RefSeq and is a predicted model, not a curated record. Gene Ontology annotation, cellular component: membrane. Gene Ontology annotation, biological process: transmembrane transport.